Messenger RNA from Ostertagia ostertagi, 618 nucleotides. NCBI's taxonomy places the organism in Eukaryota, Metazoa, Nematoda, Chromadorea, Rhabditida, Trichostrongylidae. The record is from the annotation of a GenBank genome assembly.
AUGUCGGUGUUUCCUGCAUUUCCCACAUCGACCGAGCCUCCAGCCCAUGGGCAAGAGCCCGUGCCUCAUUGCGAUCGUAGGCAAUGCGCGGUAGAAAAGGGUUUCGAAGACGUCAUCUACAGCACAACCACAUUAAAAAUUCUGGAGAGCGUCACCACGAUAGCUGUUUUUCUCGUAAGCUCCCUUCUACUGCUCGUACUACUCAUUGGAAGACGUCGGUUCACGGUACCGUUCUUCAGAAUCCUUACCGUCCUGGUCACCGUUAUCGUGACCCGUUCUGUGGUCAGUAUUGCAUUUAAGCUAAUCACCCUGUGGACAGGAGUACCGAUUGCCAGCCAGAAUAUCAUCACAUUAGUGGUUGAUAUUUUUAGCAAGAAAAUGAUAAUUCUAUUGAUUUUUCUUCUGGCACUGAAUCGAUUCGCUAUUAUUUUAUAUCCCAUACUGGACAGCCUAUUAUUUGCACGAUAUCGCUAUAUUUUCCUGUGUCUAAUCAGCUUUGUGAUAUCAGCGGCAGUAACCUAUGCCGUAAUAACGACGUCGAACAUGCGUCGGGAAUUUGUGCCAGAAAUUGGAUUUGUUGACUAUAUUGACUCUGCCGAACCUUACGAGGUACACGUU